This is a messenger RNA of Papaver somniferum (opium poppy), 642 nucleotides long. RefSeq lists its product as uncharacterized. NCBI's taxonomy places the organism in Eukaryota, Viridiplantae, Streptophyta, Magnoliopsida, Ranunculales, Papaveraceae. The record is from RefSeq and is a predicted model, not a curated record. The coding region runs from base 7 to 642 and encodes 211 amino acids. The transcript has 3 exons.
UGUACCAUGUUCAAGUUUUAUAGGGCUAAGUGUACUCACUUGAAUGCUCUGUUGGAACGCGCUCGUCAAGAAUAUGACAUUGUUAGCACACAACAACCUUCGUAUGGUGAUGCUGCUUCCGCUGCUAAGGUAUUUUCGUUGGAGGACGAUGUGAGAAAGACUCAGAGAUCCUUGGAGGCUUGUUUGCUGGCCCUCAAGAGAGCUAACAAUGCUGCUAAAGUUGCUGAGGAUGGGCGCAAAGCUGCUGAUUCUACUUUGGCUGCUGAGUCCUCCAGAGUCAUAGCUGGUAGCCCUAGUGAGCUUAGACAUCUCCGGGAACAGGUAUCCAAGUUGACCUCUGAUGUUUGGUACUCUCAGAAGAAGUCUGAUAGGUUAAUGAACGUGAUUGUUCAUAAUAAGGCCCAACUUUCUCUUGAGUCUGCUCACAACGCGGAUCUCAAUACACUUGUCGAGGUUGGCUCCACUCCAUCUUCCAUGUCUCAUGUAUCCUUGGUUAAGAGGUUGGAAAAGUUAGAGAAUAUUUACCAAGUUUUAUCAUAUGAGAAUGCUUCGCUCCGGAUUGGUGUUGAUGACCUCCGGACUGAACGUGAUACUCUUAUGGAGGAUCUUGAUGCUACUGAGGUGGAUCUUGCUGAAACUUAA